This is a messenger RNA of Cryptotermes secundus, 934 nucleotides long. Its product is annotated as thyroid transcription factor 1-associated protein 26. The record is from RefSeq and is a predicted model, not a curated record. Bases 245 to 721 code for a protein of 158 amino acids. Lineage: Eukaryota; Metazoa; Arthropoda; Insecta; Blattodea; Kalotermitidae. The transcript has 3 exons. Gene Ontology annotation, cellular component: nucleus.
CCCCAAUCAUUAACAACUGUUCAAUUCAGUCUCAUAACAGUUCUCGCCGAAGGGUUUUUGAUUAGGUGUGUGGGACAUGACAUACCUACAUAGUUCCCAUGGAGGGAGAUUUCUCAUGGCACCAUUGGCUGAACCGGUUUCAGCUUUCGAAAUUCAAAGCAGAAUGUUAGUUUGAGACGUGUGGAUGUGAAUUUUGUAGGUUAUGUAUGUAUUGUGUAUGUGAAAUUAGUACUUCUUAACAAAAAUGUCAGAAAAUUCAGAAGCAGACAGAAGUAAGAAAACUAAGACAUUCAACAAAAAGGAAUGGAGACGACGAAAAUAUAGUAAUAAAUAUAGAGUUGAACAGUGGGAGGAGCGCAGACGAAAAGCUAUUGCGCACAGUUACUACAAGGAGAUGAGGAAGAUUGCAGGUCAGUCCUCUGGCACAGAAAAGCAGAACAUGUCCACAUCAUCCACUGGCGUGAAUAAGUACAGGAUACCAAGACCAACUGCAUACCAGAAAGCAGAGGAGGAGUAUAAGCGCAAACAAGAAGAAAAGGCAGCGAAACUUCAAGAAGCUCAGAAGAAGAAAGAGGAAAGAUCACAAGCUGUUGCCAGAUACAGGGCUAACAAAGCCGAAGUAUUCAAGAAGUUAUCAAAGAAAACAAAGAAGGGCCAGCCUGUUAUGAAAGGAAGACUGGAAAUUCUGCUUCAUAAAUUGCAGCAAGAAUUGCAAUCAUAAUGCCAAUUUACUGGCACUUACUGAAGAACCUUGUUACAUUGUGAAUGUAUGCUUGGUAAAGCAACAAAUGUUGAAAUGUAUUAACACACACACACGCAGUGUAAUUUACAGAUGUACAAUUUAAUGGAAACACAAGACAAAAAAUAACAUUAUUCCAAAUUCAUCAGUAGCAUGUGUUUCUUCUUUUCAUUAAACUCUUAAUUUCAUCUUGUA